This is a messenger RNA of Calliphora vicina (urban bluebottle blowfly), 1449 nucleotides long. Its product is annotated as zinc finger protein 397-like. The record is from RefSeq and is a predicted model, not a curated record. Lineage: Eukaryota; Metazoa; Arthropoda; Insecta; Diptera; Calliphoridae. Gene Ontology annotation, biological process: regulation of transcription by RNA polymerase II. Gene Ontology annotation, cellular component: nucleus. The coding region runs from base 10 to 1443 and encodes 477 amino acids. The transcript has 2 exons. Gene Ontology annotation, molecular function: DNA-binding transcription factor activity, RNA polymerase II-specific; RNA polymerase II transcription regulatory region sequence-specific DNA binding; zinc ion binding.
AACCCAACAAUGACUGAGUUGUUAAACUAUUGCCGCAUUUGUUUACAAACAAAACCAACAAAUACUUCCUUAUAUUUGCACGUCCAACAGAAGUAUUUGCCAAGUGUCAUAGAAAAUAUUUGUGGGGUGGUGAUAUCCUCUUUCGAUGAACCAGAGGCAUUGAUAUGCAAAGAGUGUGCUGAGGCCAUAAUCCGGGCGGAUAAUAUAAUACAGAAGUGUCAGGAAUCACAUAAAAUUUUACUACACCAAAGAAAACAUUUACAAUUGGCGGGUAAAGAUGAAAAUAAAGCCCAGCAACAGGAGCAAUGGUUGUUGGGUACAGAGUGCAAACAAGAAAUUGAUUUAAAUGUACAAGAAGAGGAGCAGGAGGAGACCCAAACAUUUCCCCAACAUUAUUUUGUAGAACCAGAAUUGCUGGUAGAAUCUAUAUUGGAGAAUUCUCAGCAUGAUGUACCGCCAGAUCCACAACAAAACAACACAAUUUCUGAUUUAAAUGUUAAAAGUGAGUGUAACGAGAAAAAGGUACGUAAACGACGAUCACGUUUAAAAAUUAAAGAUCAACAGCAAGAGCAAGUAAUAUUAAAUACCGAGGAAAAUCCUGCCGCUUUAUUAUACCAAAGUCAUUUUAAGACGUCGAAACCUAAGAAAACAUUCGUACGCAGCCGAGAGCAAUAUUUAAAACGCAAAAUACGAAAUUACCCGGUAAAAGAACCGCUCAAACUAAUUGGGGGAGCGGGAGUAGUACGCAAACGUAAACCCAAAUCAUAUCACAGAGCCAUACCAAAUUUCUAUUUUCGUUGUGAAUUGUGCCAUGAAUUCGAAUCGAAUGUGGCCUCCUAUGCUGUGACCCAUCUUACCACUGUACAUGGCAUUGAGAGGCCGGCUAUUUUCCGCUGCUCCCAAUGUGACGCCAAGCCAUUUAUAAAGAAUCAAUCUCUGCAGGAGCACAUUGCCACCAUACACGAACAGCAGCCAAAGAAACGUGACUUUGUGUGUCAAGAAUGCGGUAAGACUUUUAUAAAAAAUUGCCAUUUACAAAAACAUUUAUUGUCCGUGCACAAAAUGGGCGAAAUGCCCUACAAAUGCAAUAUACCACAAUGUGGUAAGGGUUAUGUAGACGCUUACGCUUUGCGUAUGCAUAUGAAACAAUCACAUCAUAUUGAUGACGAGGAACAAAUUGAGUCACUGACCACACUGUAUCAAUGUGAUGCCUGUGGUAAAUCGUUUAUGGAUUUGCAGAGCUUAAAUGUUCAUAUAAAAACUGUGCAUAGUGUUGAGGGUUUUAGUUGUUUGCAGUGUGGCUAUAAUUUUAGGCAAAAGGCUCGUUAUGAGACUCAUGUUAGGCGGGCCAAAUGUAAGCCACCCUGUUUUGUAUGUCGACAUUGUGAAAGGACAUUUGUUAAGCUGGUGCAAUUGGAGGAACAUCAAAGAGAGAUGCAUUGAAGCGAA